AUGAAACCCGUCCUACAGUGCUACUUCCCCUCUACCGUUUCUAAUGCUCCCCCCCCUUUGAACUUCUAGUGGGGAGUUCAAGCGUCCUCCGGUUAACGAGUCUCAAAAGGGGGUACUUAAGUUAAUGUUAUCCGAUUUUGCCUGUUUGUAUAGUACAAAGGUAGCUGUAACAGUUUUCUUAUAAGUUAAUUGAGCCAUUAUAGAUUAAGAAAUGUUUCGUGCAAUUGGAGGAGCGAUUCGUAAGGCUGGAAUAUACAUGAAAAAUGGGCACAAUCCAUUUUAUGUUGCCCCUCAAGUGCAAAGCAUCCAUACAGGUACUCCUGCUUAUACUGCUGGAGUAUCAAAACCUGCCCCAGAUUUCAAAGCCACAGCUGUUGUUAAUGGCAGUUUCAAAGAUAUAAGUCUUCAAGAUUUUAAAGGAAAAUAUCUAGUUUUGUUUUUCUAUCCUUUAGACUUCACUUUUGUCUGCCCUACUGAAAUCAUAGCUUUCAGCGAAAAAGCCAAGGAGUUUCGAUCAUUAAAUACUGAAGUUGUUGCUGUGUCAGUUGAUUCUCAUUUCAGCCACUUAGCUUGGAUCAAUACGCCUAGAAAAAAAGGAGGUUUAGGAUCUAUGGAUAUUCCCCUGCUAUCUGAUUUGAGCAAAAAAAUAUCUAAAGAUUAUGGUGUUCUUCUAGAUGCAGGAAUAGCUUUAAGGGGAUUAUUUAUCAUUGAUCCUAAGCAAAUAGUUAGGCAAAGCACUGUGAAUGAUUUACCCAUCGGACGUUCAGUUGAUGAAACAUUGCGUUUAGUGAAGGCUUUGCAAUUUCAUGAAAAAUAUGGUGAAGUAUGCCCUGCUAACUGGAAACCAGAUUCUCCAACAAUCAAGCCUGAUCCAGAAAAAGCUAUGGAAUAUUUUGAAAAGAAUAAUUAAUCUUUAAACUUUGUAGUUUGUUCACUGUGUGAAUGUUAUUAAUCAUGUGGAUUUGUUAAUAUUGUAAUAUCAGAAUUAUGGUUAUUUCAUUUCAAUAAAAAUUCAUUUUCUUAGCAA
Molecule: messenger RNA, 1027 nt
Organism: Argiope bruennichi
Lineage: Eukaryota; Metazoa; Arthropoda; Arachnida; Araneae; Araneidae
Product: peroxiredoxin 1-like
Exons: 7
Coding region: 212-910 (232 amino acids)
Biological process (GO): cellular response to stress; cell redox homeostasis; hydrogen peroxide catabolic process
Cellular component (GO): cytosol; mitochondrion
Molecular function (GO): thioredoxin peroxidase activity
Source: RefSeq, a predicted model, not a curated record